CAAUUGCACUGUUUGUUUUGAGACGGCGAACAAUAACAAACCAGUGAUAUGAGUUAACGUAGCCCCGCCGUAAUUAAGUUAGAAAAGUACCAGCCAUUAGGAAAAUCUUCCACCGUUAAUUACUUCCUCAGUUUGUCUUGAGUUCGGGCAGUAAAAUGCCAUUGUUUCACCGGUUUGAGUUCGAUGUGCUAGGGCACACGGUGUCCCUUCCGGUGCCAUUGCUGGUAAAUGUGGCCAUAUCGUGUGGGGCGUACUAUGCCGGUCGCAGCCUCAUUCCGAAGAUGAAGCCGAUGUUUAUCAAUGCAAAUCUGUACGGGAUCGACAUGAACAAAACCUCCAAGCCCAAGAUUCCCGAAGCGUUCGGUGUGGUCACGGGAUGCAUCUUUCUGGUGUCGCUGUUCCUCUUCAUACCCGUGCCUUUCUUGCGAAACUUUUCCGCCACCAUCCAGGGCGACUUUCCGCACGAUAAGUUCGUAGAGUUCAUCGCAGCCAUGCUCUCGAUCUGCUGCAUGAUCCUGCUCGGGUUUGCGGACGAUGUGCUGAAUUUGCGGUGGCGCGAUAAGCUGUACCUUCCGACGGUUGCCUCACUGCCGCUGUUGAUGGUGUACUACACCAACUUCAACUCGACCACCGUCAUACUGCCCAAGAUGGUGCGGCCGCUGCUGGGCCACUCGCUCGACAUCGGUGCACUGUACUACGUGUUUAUGGGCAUGCUGGCAGUGUUUUGCACGAACGCCAUCAACAUCCUGGCCGGCAUUAAUGGGCUCGAGGUGUGCCAAUCGUUGAUCAUUGCCGGCUCGAUCGUGCUGUUCAAUGUGCUGGAGAUCCUGCACGGUAACCACAGCGAGGCGCACGAGUUUUCGCUGUACAUUAUGCUGCCCUACAUCGGUGCUACGCUGGCGCUUUGGCGAUACAAUAGAUAUCCUUCCCAGGUGUUUGUGGGCGAUACGUUCAACUACCUGUCCGGCAUGACGUUCGCGGUCGUCGGCAUCCUCGGUCACUUCAGCAAAACCGUACUGCUGUUCUUCAUCCCACAAGUGCUCAACUUCCUCUACUCCGUGCCGCAGCUGUUCCGGUUCAUUCCCUGUCCCCGCCAUCGUAUGCCGAAGCACGAUCCGGCAACGGACCUGCUACACAUCAGCCGAACACAGUUCCGCGUCGACGAGCUGAACCCGCUCGGCCGGCUCUGCUACCAGGUGUUCCGCCAUCUACGCCUGAUACGGUGCGAGCUGGACGCCGAUGGUAAGACGGUCACGUGCAACAACUUCACCAUCAUCAACUUCUGCAUCCUGCUGACGGGGCCGAUCAGAGAGGAUCGUCUAAAUCGGUUGCUGGUCGUGUUUCAGCUGCUUUGCGUUGCGUUUGCCUUUACGAUACGCUACCCACUGGCGCACUACUUUUACGAUACGAACUGAAGAGCGACUACUGGCUGGACUGGAAGAACACCAAAGUUUCUUAAAAGUAGUAAGAAAAGGGGGGUAAAUAAAAGCUUAGCUUAACAGGGGGCAAAAAACUCGAAAGUGGAAAUAUGUUAUAUGAAAAGUUUUGAAAAUAAAGAAUAGGUGCAUUUUUCUUACAUGAAGCAAA
Anopheles coluzzii is the source of this 1587-nucleotide messenger RNA. It is a transcript of the gene Alg7, whose product is annotated as UDP-N-acetylglucosamine--dolichyl-phosphate N-acetylglucosaminephosphotransferase. Gene Ontology annotation, biological process: dolichol-linked oligosaccharide biosynthetic process; protein N-linked glycosylation. Gene Ontology annotation, molecular function: UDP-N-acetylglucosamine-dolichyl-phosphate N-acetylglucosaminephosphotransferase activity. The transcript has 4 exons. The record is from RefSeq and is a predicted model, not a curated record. The coding region runs from base 156 to 1415 and encodes 419 amino acids. NCBI's taxonomy places the organism in Eukaryota, Metazoa, Arthropoda, Insecta, Diptera, Culicidae. Gene Ontology annotation, cellular component: membrane.